AUGGACAGUGGAAACUCCGAUACCUCGGACAUAACCACGGACAGUGGAAACUCCGAUACCUCGGACAUAACCAUUGACAGUGAAAACUCCGGUACCUCGGACAUAACCAUGGACAGUAGAAACUCCGGUACCUCGGACAUAACCAUGGACAGUAGAAACUCCGGUACCUCGGACAUAACCAUGGACAGUGAAAACUCCGGUACCUCGGACAUAACCAUGGACAGUAGAAACUCAGAUACCUCGGACAUAACCAUGGACAGUGGAAACUCAGAUACCUCGGACAUAACCAUGGACAGUGGAAACUCCGGUACCUCGGACAAGACUGAGACGCCAAACGGGUAUUUUUUUCUCUACCCGUGUGUUCUGUACCGUUGUAAUGGCAGCUGUCAAAUGUAG
Pecten maximus is the source of this 396-nucleotide messenger RNA. Its product is annotated as variant surface antigen D-like. The record is from RefSeq and is a predicted model, not a curated record. The transcript has a single exon. Bases 1 to 396 code for a protein of 131 amino acids. Lineage: Eukaryota; Metazoa; Mollusca; Bivalvia; Pectinida; Pectinidae.